UGCUUGAUAACAUCGCUUGGCCGUCAGCCAUGUUGACGGCUGCUAGCUGUCUUCGGUCGCUCUCCGAGGUCCUGAAACGCGUAUAUUGACUCGCCAUUGAUUUGAUACUUGAUACCAAAACAACAUACAAUUAAUAUGGGUGACACUCAGCAUCAUGUUGCACUCUAACUGUAGGAUCUGAUUUCUGACACCCUGACACAAACAAGAGCAGUCAGGAGGGACAGGGAGCAGCAGGAUGGACGCUCACUGAGCCACAAAUUGCACUCAAGCAACUAAAAAUUCGACUUUUACUGAACAGAGGCAGAUUUAUUUGAAGAUUGCGGUGGUUUGAUUCUCCACCUCACAGCUGGAAAUCAUGACUACCUCUAUGCUCCGACGGCAACUGAAGAACCUGGUCCAGAACUACUCUGAGGCUGAGGUCAAGGUGAGAGAAGCAACAUCCAAUGACCCAUGGGGUCCAUCCAGCUCUCAGAUGGCUGACAUUUCUGAUCUUACUUACAAUGCUGUUGCCUGCAACGAAAUCAUGACAAUGCUCUGGAAACGGCUGAAAGAUGACAGGAACUGGAGACAUAUUCACAAGUCUCUGACACUGCUGGAGUACAUAUUGAAAACCGGUGAUGAUCGUGUGCUGCUGAAAAUGAAAGACAACGUUUACAUCGUCAAGGCUCUCACAGAGUAUCGCUUUGUGGAAAAGGAUGGCAAAGAUCAGGGUGCAAAUGUAAGGGAGAAGGCCAAAGUUGUUCUUGUUCUAAUGGAGGAUGAUGACAAACUGAAGGCAGAGAGAGAAUUUGCUGUAAAGACCAGAGAAAAGACAUCAAAAGGUGCUGCUGGCUCAUCUGCAGAUGAUGUAAAGGAUCCCAACUACAAGCCAUGCUAUGUUGCUGGGGCUACAGGACUUCCAUCAUUGUCCAACAUACCUUCUGUGGCUGACCUGACCGCUUCCUUCGAAGCCCGCAAAGAGGAGCGUCUUCGAGAGGAAUCUGAAAAGAAAGAGGUGGCGAGAAGGGCCAAGAUGAGUGAAGAUGAGCUUAAAUGGGAGGAUGCAGGUAAAGGUGCUGACACGAAAGUUGAUGCUUGGGGAGGAGAGAAAGAAGAAGAAGAGGAGGAGGAAGGGAAAUCGGACGCAUGGGGAGCUCCCAAGGAGCCGAGGAGUGAUGCUUGGGGAGCUCCUGCCAGAACUGAAGAUGCAUUUGCAGCAGCAAAAACUGAUGAGGACCCCUUUGCAGCUCCAAAGAAUGGAGAAGACCCCUUUGCAGCUCCAAAGAAUGGAGAAGACCCCUUUGCAGCUCCAAAGAAUGGAGAAGACCCCUUUGCAGCUCCAAAGAAUGGACAAGACCCCUUUGCAGCUCCAAAGAAUGGACAAGACCCCUUUGCAGCAGCAAAAACUGACAAAGAUCCAUUUGCGGCACCAAAGAGUGAAGAGGAUCCAUUUGCAACACCAAAAGGCAAAUCUGAUCCCUUUACUGCAUCAAAAGAUGACCCUUUCAGUGCACCUAAAGAUGCCACAGACCCCUUCAGUGCACCCAAAAACAAAGAUGAUCCAUUUGCUGCACCAAAAGAUAAACCAGAUCCCUUUAGUUCUUCGAACAAUGAUCCAUUUAAUGCUCCCAAGGAUGAUCCGUUUAAUACACCAAAAGAUGAUCCAUUCAAUGCGCCCAAGGACGAUCCAUUCACUGCACCUAAAGAUGAUCCAUUCAAUGCUCCCAAGGACGAUCCAUUCACUGCACCUAAAGAUGAUCCUUUUAAUGCCCCCCAAAACAACGCUUUUACCACCUCAUCUGAAGAUCCUUUUAACACCCCAAAAGAUGACCCUUUCACUGCUCCAACAUCAGCUGCCCCUAAACAAGAACCAACAUUAUCUAAAGAUGAUCCUUUCACCACUCCCACAACACCACCUAAAGACCUUGUUUCAACACCAACCAAACCUGUUCAAGAUGAUCCUUUUACUUCACCGACAACACCACCAAAGGAGGAUCUUUUAUCUACAUCAUCCAUGCCUACAAAAGGCGACCCCUUUGCUGCACCAACAACACCCCCUCAAGAGGAUCCUUUCUCUGUAACAUCUAAACCUACAAAGGAUGAUCCCUUUGCUUCACCGUCAACACCCCCUAAAGAGGACCCAUUCACAGUGCCAGCAAGCCCACCAAAAGAUGAUGCCUCAGAUCCCUUUAAUGCCCCUCCAGAGGCAUUGCCCCAAGAUGGUGCAGAUGCCUGGGGGGCAACUUCUGCUCCAAAGGAAACAAAGAGUGGAGAUCCCUGGGGGGAUGGAGCAAGUGCCUCUUCACCUCUUGAUAAUUCUGACCCAUUCGGGGAUUCAAGCGCGCCAGACAACGACCCAUGGGGAGCCCCAGCUUCAGCUCCAGUCAAUGCAGACGAUGCAUGGGGUGCAACUGCUCCACCUUCAGACUCCUCCCCAUCUGGAGACCCCUUUGGAGAUGGAGCAUCUAAGAACAAUGAUCCCUGGGGUGCACCAAGCAACACAGGUGGCAGCGGUGCAGGAAAGCAAAUGUUGCAGGAGGACGAUAAAUACAGAAAGGCCGCUUCCUUCCUGGGUUCUGCUGGGGCAUCACUGGUUGACUUGGACGAUCUGUUUUCUUCUAACCCCAAACCCGGACAACGCCCCCUCAUCAGCACGCUCUCUGCCCAAACACAAGCCAUCGGCAAUUUCAAAGCUAAGGACAUAGCAGCUGCUCCUAUGGCCACAUCUGGAGCUUUUGCUGAAACAUCAGCUUAUUAUUCCAGCCUAGCACCCCCAAGUGCUGCAAUUUCACCUGCUUUUGGUGCUACCAAUCCUACAGGUGAAACUCCCCUGUUCCUGCAACCAUCAUAUGCUCUAGGAUAUGCUGCCAGUAUGCUCCAGGCGGUUCCAGAAAUUAGAAUGGUACAACCUCCAUAUCCACAAAUAGGACUGGGAAUGGCGCAAUCUGGGAGUAAUCCUUUAGGAACUGGACAUGCUCUAUCCAGUUUCAUAGGAGAGAACAACCCAGCAGGAGCAGGUAUCUUUAGAUCUUCCAGUCCACAAACCACAGGUGGUAGUCUCGUAGGCAGUGGGCUGGAUGAGACAAUCAACAAAAACAACAAUCCAUUCCUGUUCUGACAGGUGGACAUGUAAAGCUUCUUUCAUAUAUCCAAACUGAAUUUUUGUUUUUGAACAAAUCAGCAAAGCACUACAGAGGGUACUUCUGCAUGUUGUAGCUAGAAGAUUACAGAUUUCCUUCAUGUUGACUGCACAGGUAGCCUCUGGUUUCUGUUCACCAUGUAAUGAAAAUCAAGCCUUUCAUUUCCACCUUUUUCUUAAUUUCCCAUUUAUUGGGACGGUGUGUAGCUUGGAGAAACACUUGAAAAGAGAUUGAUUUUGUCAGUUGUGCAUACUUUGACAAGCUCAGCUGUUGCCAUGUCCUUCAGUGCACACAAAAAAGCAUUUUGAAAACUAAUAAUUCACUUCCGUGUCUUCCCAGUUGAGAUGAGUUUAAGGUUGCUUGUUCUGUCCCAGCUUUUAACUUGAAAGACACUAAAAUUACAGAUGUGAAAUCAGGGGCUACCUGGAAGGUAUAAAAUAUAAUCCUUCAGCCCCCCCCCCCCCAUGCUUGCAUCCCCUCUGUGAAAUCUCCUCACAUUUAUUUAAUAAAACAUCCAUUAAUUAGAUAGACGGAGCUCAUCAUGUUAUCAAAAAUCCACAAAGAAAAUCUGCAAACUCCAACAAAUCUGUUGGAUUUAUUUUCCGUGCACAAGUCUGAGAAACAGAGAGCGCCUAAGAGUGAGUGUCUUUGUGAAACCACUGAAGAAUUACUGUGUAUGUGAGUGUUGUAUGGUUCUUUGAUGGGACAUGUGAAACAUUAAUGGAAAAACAUCACUGUAGGUUUUCAUUGAGCGUGCAUGUAUUUAUACAACACGGCCCGUGUGUGUGUGAAGUGUGUGCACGCGGUGUGGAUGUGCAGUAUUUAUCGUGCUGAUGUAAAUAGUGGAAAUAAUUACAGAUAAAACCUUGAAGUAUACUGUAUAUCGGAGUGUUAGAAUCUAUUUAUUGAUCUAUUUAGUGAUUGAGUUAUUGCUUGAUUAAUUAUCGAUGCAGCAGCGGCCUCCAGCUCAAAUUCAGGUGAACUUUGAUGAUGGUGUAACUAGCGGGCAGGUUGGCCUGAUGUGAUUUGGAUCAGAUUAUAACUUCACUUGGUAACCAGCAGUGGCUUUAACUUCCUGGUUUAGGUUUGUCAUUCUGGAUUCAUCGUUAUGGAAAUGCAUCUUAUGUGUAUGUCCCAACAUUAACAAAGAAACAAACUUUUAGCUGCAGCGUUGGCUAAAUAAAACCCAAAUUUGAAAACUUCUUUAUGUGCAUGCUGUCUGACUAUACACCGUAAUGUGUGUGUGUGUGUGUGUGUGUCUGCCCUUCAGUUAUUUGAUGUAUGAGUGAAUGAUAAUGUAUUUCAGCACACGCUUCGUUUAUGUGAUUUCAGACAGCAACGUGAAGCUGAUUUAACAUUUCAUUUUGAGAGUGCGAAGAGUAGCAGGACAAGUUAAUAAGCUAUGAAAACAUCCGCCAAUUAAAGCCACUCUGAGAGCAGUCAGGGCCGAUGACAUUUAAGAGGUCACUUUAGAGUUGUUAGCAUUAUUUGUGUUUACCAGGGUCAUAUGUGUCCUGCUAAACGUGGACAUUUGUGUAAAUUGGACUGAAACACAUUAGAGAAGUGUUAGAGUAAAGAGGUGUCAGGAUGGCUACACGUCCAUGUGACUUAUUAUUUUUCUGAUUUAAUUUUGUAUUAAAUGAAUUUAUUUUGCUGUGUAUUUAAAUUAAAAGCUGUGUUGUAAACUGUGACAGUAUACAGUACAUUUGAGAAAUAAAAUUAUACACAAAGUU
Melanotaenia boesemani (Boeseman's rainbowfish) is the source of this 4852-nucleotide messenger RNA. Its product is annotated as epsin-2-like. The coding region runs from base 356 to 3097 and encodes 913 amino acids. The record is from RefSeq and is a predicted model, not a curated record. NCBI's taxonomy places the organism in Eukaryota, Metazoa, Chordata, Actinopteri, Atheriniformes, Melanotaeniidae. The transcript is spliced from 11 exons. Gene Ontology annotation, molecular function: phospholipid binding; clathrin binding. Gene Ontology annotation, cellular component: clathrin vesicle coat; plasma membrane; endosome. Gene Ontology annotation, biological process: endocytosis.